CCAUAAUUCAGCAAUCUAGUCUAGGAUCACGUUAUGUGUUCCUAAUUUACGUUAUAUUUUGUGUCACACAUCUAUCCAAUCACCUACUGCCACGUCAGCCUCCCACAUGUUAUUUAAACAUUUCGAUAUAAGACAUUUAGUUAACUUUUGCUUGAACGGUUUUGCUGCUACGAUCCACUGAAAUUCAGCUUUGUGUUGCUCAGAUUCGUAAAAAAAAAAAAACAAUUAUCCUAUGGCAUCCUGCUUAUUUGUUGUCAUAGUGGUCUUGCUAAUCUCUUCGGCGCACGCGCAACCGACGUGCGCCACUCAAAAGUUCACGAACAAGGAACAAUACGACCGAUGUGUCGACUUGCCUCAAUUGGGUUGUUAUCUCCACUGGUCGCUUGAUACCGCAAGAAACACGGUGGCAAUUGUGUUUAUCGCCCCACCAGCAACGCCCGACGGGUGGGUUUCAUGGGCGAUCAACCCGACGGGCGAAGGGAUGGUGGGUUCGCAGUCGUUGAUCGCGUAUACAGCCGCUAACGGGUCAAUGGUUGUGAAUACGUAUAAUGUAAGUUCGUAUGGGGGUGUAGUGAAAGGGAAGUUGGAUUUCGAUGUGAUGGAUAUGAAGGCGGAGCAUUCGGAUGGUGUGAUGAGGAUAUUUGCGACGGUCGAGUUGCCGGAAAAUGGGCGGACGAAGGUUAAUCAAGUGUGGCAAGUGGGAGGGGCGGUGACGGAGGAGGGAGUUCCGGUGAGACAUGCUUUUGGACAAGGGAAUUUGGGGUCUAAAGGUAUUUUGGACUUGUUGAGUGGGGAGAUUUCGGGUGGUGGAAGUGGGAAUUCCAAAACAAAGAAGAGGAAUAUUCAUGGGAUUCUGAAUGCGAUGAGUUGGGGUGUUCUUUUUCCGGUGGGGAUAAUGAUCGCUAGAUACCUGAGAACUUUCCCAGCGGCUGAUCCGGCAUGGUUUUACUUACAUGGGUCCUUGCAAGUUUCUGCUUAUGGUAUCGGGGUUGCCGGCUGGGUAACCGGAUUAAAGCUCGGAAGUGAAUCAAAAGGUGUCGAAUACACCGCUCACCGGAAUAUUGGGAUUACUCUCUUUUGUCUUGCAACACUCCAGGUUCUUGCAUUGUUCUUGAGACCAAAAAAGGGGCACAAAAUCAGAUUUUAUUGGAACAUAUACCAUCACGGAACAGGGUUUGCAGUGGCUAUUCUUGGCAUCCUGAAUGUGUUCAAGGGUCUUGAGAUUUUAUCACCUUCAAGCAAGUGGAGAUUAUCCUACAUAAUUAUAAUAUCAUCUUUAGGUAUUAUUGCAAUCAUUUUGGAAGCAUUUACAUGGAUUGUUGUGUUGAAAAGGAAGUCCAACAAGGCUACCAAACCCAAUGGCAAUGGUGAUACUAGGCGACAAUCAUCGGCACCUUAAUAUUUUUUUGGUUCAUUCGUUAAUUUUUGAAACAUGGUCGAUGGUGAUUUGUGUGUUUUUAGGAGUCAUUAGUUUCUUUUGUACAAUAGAUCAUUCUACAUGCGAUAUGGUUUAUUGUUGGUAUGUUGUUAUGCUUUUUAAGUUCCAUUUUUUUCUAAAGUAUAAUUUGUUUUUGUUUA
Messenger RNA from Helianthus annuus (common sunflower), 1578 nucleotides. RefSeq names its product cytochrome b561 and DOMON domain-containing protein At3g25290. The record is from RefSeq and is a predicted model, not a curated record. Lineage: Eukaryota; Viridiplantae; Streptophyta; Magnoliopsida; Asterales; Asteraceae. The coding region runs from base 233 to 1399 and encodes 388 amino acids. The transcript is spliced from 3 exons.